Molecule: messenger RNA, 4293 nt
Organism: Saitoella complicata NRRL Y-17804
Lineage: Eukaryota; Fungi; Ascomycota; Saitoellomycetes; Saitoellales; Saitoellaceae
Product: kinesin-domain-containing protein
Exons: 3
Coding region: 1-4293 (1430 amino acids)
Biological process (GO): microtubule-based movement; mitotic spindle organization
Molecular function (GO): microtubule motor activity; ATP binding; microtubule binding
Source: RefSeq, a predicted model, not a curated record
AUGCACCCGUCGACUCCGCAGACAGACAGGUUGACCAGUGAUGGAGGAGCUGCGGCUCAACUCGCUCCUCCUCUGCCGUCAUUCAGUACCCCGUUCAGCCAUCGGCCAUUGUCAAGCACCUCGCCAUCCCUCGACUCUCAAUCCAACAACAAUGACAAAAAGACAGUUCCCGUCCAAGUCGCCAUCCGCGUCCGUGACCUGCUGGACCAAGACGCCGCACACAUCCCCACCCGUUUCCUCAAAUCCUGCGUCGAAUGCCACUCACCAACGACCCUCUCUCUCCCCUCCACUGGUCCGUCCUCCUCCACACCUGCUCCCACGAGCACAGGAGGAACGAGAAAGAGCUACACCUUCGACCACGUCUUUCCCCCACCCACAACCCAAUCCCAAAUUUACACCUUCCUCGCACCCGGAAUCGAAGCAUUCGUUCAGGGGUACAACGUCUCCAUCCUCGCUUACGGGCAAUCCGGAGCCGGAAAAUCCUACACGAUGGGGACCUCCUCGGAAUCUUUGGCGUCAGAGGGGAUGGGCGUCAUUCCGCGUGCUGCUCAGCAUUUGUUCGAGGUGUUGCCGAGGGGAGGAGGAGGGGAGUCGAGACCGGGGACACAGACGGGGAUGAGGACGCCGCAGCCCAGUCGGUUGAGUAUGCCGCCGUCUACCUCUAGUCCGAGGCCGGGGAGUGCUUUGUCACUUUUGUCGAAUGCCACGAAUAAGGGGGAGGGAUGGGAGUUGAGCGUCUCCUACCUCGAAAUCUACAACGAGACGAUUCAUGACCUCCUAUCCCCCUCGUCGUCCUCCAGCAUUGCAAUUAGCACCUCGGCGACAGGGGUAAUUCAAGUCACCGGCCUCGAGCGUGUGCCGGUAACGUCGGCCCGCGAAAUAUUGGAGGUAUUGGAGAGGGGAAGUAAGGUCCGACAGACAGGCGAGACAGGACAAAACGAGAAAAGCUCUCGCUCACACGCCGUCUUCACCCUCUGGCUCACCCAACGCCGUCCACGCACAACAACCCCUCCUCCCCCUCUCACCGAAGGCGGAGCAGGACCAGGGAUGGUGACGGUAGUGAGUAAAAUCAAUUUCGUGGAUUUAGCGGGAAGUGAGAGGUUGAAGAAUACGGGUGCGGUGGGUGGGAGGGCGAAAGAGGGGAUUGCGAUUAAUCAGGGGUUGGCGAGCUUGGGGAAGGUUAUUUCACAGCUGUCGUCUGUCCAUCCUACUCCCUCUGUCUCGGGUGGGGCUUCGAUUGGGGUUCGUCAUAUUUCGUAUCGUGACUCAAAGUUGACACGACUCCUGCAAGACUCACUCGGUGGUACCGCGCUGACAUACAUGAUUGCAUGUAUAAACCCAGCUGAAUACCACCUCGGGGAAACGCUGAAUACAAUUGGGUAUGCGCAGCGGGCACGGAAAGUGAGGGGGCGGCCUGUUGUUGGGGAGAUUGGGGAGGAGGGGUGGGGUGUUGAGGAGUUGAGGGGAGAGGUGGAGAGGUUGAGAACGUCAUUGAAAGGGAUGCAACUACACGAUGCGAAGGUGAAGGGUGUGGAAGGGGAGAGGAGGACGCCGGAGAGUGUAACGAGUGUUGGGCUGCGAGGCCAGUAUGAGAGCUUAAUCGCGGAAUACGAGGAGACGAUUCGCAAGCUUGAGGAUAGUCUGUCAACCACGCGGAUUGAUCUGAGCACAACCGAAUCCCACCUCCUCGACCGCGACCAAAAACUCGCGUACUCCGAAUCCCUCAAUCUCACACUCCAACAACGUCUCGCGAAACUCAUGGAACGUGAGAGUGCGACGGAGGCUUACCUCCAAGAUUUGGAGGAGAAGUUGGAGGGGGAGGUAAGUGCGGGUGAUGAGACGUCCGCUCUCGUACAGAAUUUAAGGGGUGAGAUGGGGAGGUUGAGGAGGGAAGGUCAAGCUGCCGAGGCGUACAUCGCGGACCUCGAAGAGCGGCUCGCGAGGGCUGACGCGGAUGUGGAGGGUCUCACAGCACACGUCGAACGUCUCGAGAACGAGAUGGAGUGUGAUCGACGUGAUGCCCGACUCGACUCCCUGUUGAAAGAGCUGGACGAGUUUAACUCGACCGGGAUGAAUGGGGAGAAGUUGGAUGCGGCGGAGCAGAUCGCAAAGUUGGAGGAUGAUUUGAGUGUGUUGCAGAGUUCGCAUGAGACUGCAUUGACGGAUUUGGAUGAUAUCAAGCGGAAGCACGAGGAGACCUUGAGGGAGUACGCAGAUAUCAAUGAUCGACUCUCCGAAGCUUUGUCAUUGAAUGCUUUCGCGAUGGCGAAUCCCACGCCGGCGCAUUCGGCCGCGACGGCGACUACGACAACGACAGCCCUCAUCGCAAGUACGAAAGACAAAAGUGGCAUGGAUAUAGAUUUAAAAGGCACGGCGGGAACAAGUCACCAGCCCUUGUUCUCGCCACCUACCUCGCUUUCGCUAUCGCAGGAGUUGCAAUUGGCUGGGGAGUCGCUGUCAACAACAUCGGACAGCGCUCAUACAAACAUACAUAUUACUACUAAUAAUCUUACAAUGGAGGAGUUGGAGAGAAUCCUCAAAAGGAAAGAGGAGGGGUGUGAGAGGUUGAGGAGGGAGAUGGAGGUGGUGAGGAUGAGGGAGGGUUACAGUGCUGCGGAGGAGAGUGUGGUGUUUGAUGCGGAGCGUGAGGGUGCGGGUGCGGGGGUGGAGAGGCCAGGUCCGACGAGGGCGGAUACGAGUGUGUCAGUCUACCAGACCGCAGGGAAUACCCCUUUGGGCACGCACCUCCCGUUGUCGAACUUGCCUUUGGUCGACGAGCCGUCCGCCGGCACAACAUUGAGAAGCGAGGAGCUGGACGACACCCCACGCACCGGCUUCUCCACCCUCAACAACGCCCUCAUCUCCGUCGCAAAACCGGUCCGUCUCUCCCGCGAAGUAAGCACCGAAGAAUUCCACGGCGAUGACGCUCGCCGCCAGCUGUACGAGAAUAUCAUCCGGCAGUUGCAUGACCAGCUACAGGAGGCCGUGCAGCGGGCUGCGGAAAGGGAUGAAUUGGUUGUCAAAUUUGAGGGGAUGGAGAGGGAAAUGGAGAUGAUGAGGGGUGGUCGUGUUGCGACGGACGGGAAUGUAAGCGUGGAGGGGGAUGAUAGUUUCCGGACGGCGAGUGAGGGGCCGAAGAGUGAUGGUACCGACACCACACGAGGCCAGGACUUGAGAUUGAAGAUCAAGCGCCUCGAACAAGAGUUGCAGGAGACACAUCACUCUUGGUCCCAAACCCUUGAACAAGAACGCUCCGAAGCAAACUCCCACCUCGCCCGUCUUCGUGGCCAGCUCUCCUCAACCGAAAUCAUCAUAAAAGCCCACCUCGACCGCAUUUCCUCCCUCGAAGACGAACUCCAAUCCUCCCACCGCGAAAACGAACACCACAAAGCCAACACCCUCGAACUCCAAUCCCUCAUCUCCUCCCUCGAAGACAAAAUCAUGUUAGUUCAGAGAGACCGAGAGGAGGUUGGUGAGAAGUUGGCGGAUGUGGCGAAUGUGUUGGAGGGGAUGCAGAGGGAGUAUGCGGCGACGUUGUUGAGGGCUGAGGAGACGAGUGCGGCGGCGGAGGGGCAUCGGAGGAAGGUGGGUGCGUUGGAGGCUGAAGUUCGUGCCCUUAGGGUUGAUCGGGACUCGAAUGGGGCGUAUGAAACUGAGGCGUCGGGUACGAAGGGACGGUAUCCAACCGGGUACAACCCCGACCGCCGUCCCUCCGCCUCCUCGGUCAACUCCUCUCCCAGCAACGGCAACGGACGACGCACAACGCUCAGUCUUCACACCCCUCCUCCUUCAAUGCAGUUCCCUAUCCCGAUGAACCAACUUCCGCCCCUCCCCGCAAGUCCAAGUCCGAAUGGAACGGGACGUGCUUCGAAGCUGAGGGAGAGCGUGGUCAGUAACGCCAGUAGCCGCAUCGGGGAAUAUACCGAGUUAGAGGAGAAAUUGGACAGGCAGGAAGCUGAGGUGCGGAGGUUGGAGGAUCAGUUGAGGCAGGAGAGGAAGUUGAUUUCCGCGUUGGAGGAUUCCCUGACGGAAACGGAGAGACUCGUUCGCAGUUUGAGGACGGACAUGAAAAAAAUCGAGACGGAGAAGCAGUUGUUACAGAGUCAGGUUGGGGCGAUGCAAGCUACCAUUGACGACAUGCGAGAGGAGACAGCGUCCUACAGGUACUCUCAACAAGAAUUCGAACAGGAACGCGUGAACCGCGCUCGUGCAGAGGAAGCGAAGAGGGCAUUGGAGGAGCGUAUGAUGGCUUUAUCACAGAAACGGAAGAGCAAGUUUCUCGGGUGUUUCUAA